Messenger RNA from Aegilops tauschii subsp. strangulata, 1815 nucleotides. The record is from RefSeq and is a predicted model, not a curated record. Lineage: Eukaryota; Viridiplantae; Streptophyta; Magnoliopsida; Poales; Poaceae.
UCAAAUAUUUAGUGAUGUGUCAUUUACAUGGACAGGUACAUAUUAGAUGCUAGGGAGCUACCAAUAUUAUCAAUGCUUGAAAGAAUUAAACAACAAUUGAUGCAGAGGCACUACAACAAGCAGAUAGAAGGAGAUAAGAUGAAAGGAGACAUAUGCCCUAAGAUCAAGAAAAAGGUUGAUAAGCUAACUGAAUGGGCAAACACCUGCUAUGUUGAUGGGGCUGGUGAUGGAGUCUUUCAGGUUGGUGAUAGAGGGACUGACUACAUUGUUGACUAGCACAGUAGUGAGUGUAGUUGCAAGAGGUGGCAGAAGGGUGGCACACCAUGUGUACAUGCUAUAGCAUGUGCUAGACAUGAGAGAGUUGAUCCCCUCCUACUGGUGAACCAAUGCUAUUCUGUUGGGAUGUUCAAGAAAGCAUACAAGAACAUCAUCUAUCCCAGCAGAGAUAAGACAGAAUGGGAGAGGAUGAAUGGACCCCCAAUCAAGCCACCAUUGUACACCAAGCAGGUAGGCAGGCCAUGCAAGAGCAGAAGAAAGGCCCCACAUGAAGUUUCUUGCAGCAAUGGUGGCAAAAAAAAGUCAAGGCAUGGUGUGAUCAUGCAUUGCAACUAUUGUGGAGAGCCAGACCACAACAUCAAAGGCUGUAAGUACCUCAAGGAUGGUCUGCCCCCUCCAAAUGUGCAAGCUCCACCACAACCACAUGCAGAAGGUGCUCCAAGUGUGGAAGUUGAUCCAAAUGUGGAAGCUAGUAAUGUGGAAGGUGCUCCAAAUGUGGAAGUUGAUCCAAAUGUGGAAGCUAGUAAUGCAGAAGGUGCUCCAAAUGUAGGAGAUGAUGAGCAAGUCAUUACUCAGGAGCACAACUGUCCAGAAAAUCAUAUCACAGAAGAUCUUAUGAUUGAUCAUAUGGUUCAAAAUAGGCCUCUGCCAAGAGUGGUUGCAUCAGGGCCUAUACCAGAAUCAACUUUCAUAUGUGCUGCAAGGGCCAUGCUCAAUCAAACCAUGGGAGCUACAACACAAUCCAGCAACAAUGGGAGCUCAAGCACAAUCCAGCAAGGUGACUUGGCCAAAAAAUUGCUUCUCCUCAAGAGGCAGAGAGACAAAGAACUGGAAAAUAAGAAGGAAGCACUUCUUGCAGCAAGAAGGGAGGAACAACAAAAGAAAGCAGAGGAAGCUGCCAGGAAGAGACAUCAGCAAGAGGAGAAGAAAGCAUUGGAAGCAGAGAGGAAGAGGAAGUCACAAGCUGAGAAGAGAGAGAAGAGAAAAGAAGAAGCUGCAAUAGCAAAGAAGGCUAAGGAAGAAACAAGGCAGAUCAUUAUGGAGAUCAAGAAAGCUGUGGCUGCUGAGAAUAAAGCAAGGCAGCAAGCUCAGAAGAAGGCUGAAAAGGAGGAAGCUGCAGCCAAGAAGAGAGCAGAGAAAGAAGCUGCAACAGCAAGAAAAAGAGCAGACAGGGUAGCUGCUGCUGAGGCUAGGAAGGAGGAAAUGAGGCUAAUAGGUAUUGCUCUUGGCAAGAGGCCUGCAGGUCCAGAGCCUGAUUCAGAUGAUGAUCUUGUGCUUCCGAGUAAUACCAGAGGCACUUCAAUGUUUGACAUCUUCAGAUGAUGUACUUUUUAAACUCCAAGGCAUGAGAAAUGUUAUAAUUGAUCCAUACCGAUGUGUACACAUGAGUAUGGAUCAAUUGUUGAUCAUUUUGUAACUGAAUGCUGGAUAUGUUCUGAAUUUUGGUACUUCCCAAAUCAUUUUGUAAGUGAAUGCUGGUUAUGUUCUGAAUUGUUGGUACUUCCCAGAUAUGUUAUGUUCUGAAUUGUUGGCAAACCA